Messenger RNA from Dentiscutata heterogama, 1143 nucleotides. Lineage: Eukaryota; Fungi; Glomeromycota; Glomeromycetes; Diversisporales; Gigasporaceae. The record is from the annotation of a GenBank genome assembly.
AUGUCAGAGGCAGGACAACGCGUUGUUAUUCUUGGAGGUGGAGUUAUUGGUUCUUCAAUCGCAUAUCAUAUAACCUUACUUAACAAAGACCCAAAUUUGAAGGUUACUGUUGUCGAACAGACUGCGAUUGGUUGCGCUGCCUCGGGUAAAGCAGGAGGUUUUUUAUCAUAUGAUUGGUGUGACAAAGGUCCUUUACAAGAUCUUGCACGUAAAAGCUUCAAACUACACGCAGAGCUCGCUAAAACUCUCAAUGGAAAAAAACGGUAUGAUUACCGUGUGGUUGACACGCUUGAAGUAACUGCUUCUACAAAAGCUGUAAGUGUUAAGCCUCCUCCAACAGAUUGGUUGAAGCCUGGCGUGAUUACAAAAUAUAGAAGUAUUGGUACAACACAGACAACAGCUCAACUGCAUCCAUACAAGUUUACUAAAACUUUGAUUGAAGAGGCAGAAUCUAGAGGUGCUGAGGUUCGGAUUGCCAGUGCUCAAGGUUUGGAAUUCGACAAAUAUAAGGUAUCAGGUGUUCGUCUUUCUACAAACGAAACAAUUCCUGCCGAUAUAAUUAUUAUAGCAAUGGGACCUUGGAGUGGUGAAGCUCUUUCAUGGCUUGCAAAAAAAAGUGGCCGCGCUUUUCAGUUGCCUAACGUUUCAGGUCAAAGAGCACAUAGUAUUGUAGUACGGCCAACUGUUGAGAUAUCCGCUCACGUUUGUUUUGUAACACUUAAUCUUGGUCGAAGAUUCUCCCAGCCUGAAAUUUAUCCACGCCCAAAUGGUGAAGUUUACGUUUCAGGAGAAUGUGACGAAUCGCCUUUACCUGCUACUGCAAACGAUUAUGUUCCUAAUCCCACUGCAAUUAAAAAUUUAAAAAACAAUAUAAAUACACUUUCUCCAGACAUCUUAGGCAAUGCUACUGUGCUUCACGAACAAUGUUGUUAUAUGCCAAUAUCCGAUGAUGACAAACCUUUAAUAGGUAAAGUGCCAUGGCUAGAUGGUGUUUAUCUUGCGACAGGUCAUUCAGUUUGGGGAAUUUUAAAUUCAUCCGGCACAGGGAGGGUUAUUGCAGAAAUGGUUUUGGAAGGACAGGCAAAAUUCGCAGAUGUGAGAGCAUUGGCACCCAUGCGACCGAAAAGCCAUUACAUUCAUUAA